AUGGGGAAACGCAAGCAGGAUCUUGGUGAUGUGCCCAUGGGUGGUACAAAGGAUGAUGAGUCGUCUGACGAUGACACUGACAUGAUCAAUGUCGACUUUGAAUGGUUUGACCCGCAACCUGCGAUCGACUUUCACGGCAUUAAGAACCUCCUUCGUCAGUUAUUCGACAAUGAUGCUCAGAUCUUCGACUUGUCAGCCCUCUCUGAUUUGAUCCUAUCGCAACCGCUGCUCGGAUCGACGGUGAAGACCGAUGGCAACGAGUCGGACCCGUACGCUUUCUUGUCUGUUCUGAACCUGCAGGAGCACAAGGACAAGCCUGUCGUACAGCAAUUGAUCAAAUAUAUCACGUCAAAAGCUUCCGGCAACCCCUCCCUCUCGGCCAUCAAUGAGCUCGUCUCCCAGGACCCCAUUGGCCCUAUUGGUCUGAUCCUGACUGAGCGAGUCAUCAAUAUGCCAUCCCAGGUCAUCCCGCCUAUGUACAACAUGCUCUUGGAGGAGAUUGCUUGGGCAAUUCAGGACAAGGAGCCCUAUAACUUCUCGCACUACCUCAUCAUCUCCAAGGGCUACGAGGAGAUCGAAUCGAAGCUGGAUCUUGAGGAAUCCCGUCCACAGAAGAAGACCAAAAAGGGUGGUGCCGCCGCCCAGCGGUUCUUCUUCCACCCCGAGGACGAGGUGCUGCAGCGCCAUGCGCUUUGCUUUGGCUCAUACGAGUUCACUCACAAGCAGGACGACGGCCACUCGGACUCUAAGCGUGCAUUCCAGGACCUUGGUAUUAUCACCAACGGAAGCAUGAUGUUGAUCGACGCGGCCAAGUUCGAGCCUACAGUCAAGGCUGUGCAGGAGUACCUGCAGUAA
Molecule: messenger RNA, 855 nt
Organism: Penicillium odoratum
Lineage: Eukaryota; Fungi; Ascomycota; Eurotiomycetes; Eurotiales; Aspergillaceae
Product: protein-transporting protein BCP1
Exons: 3
Coding region: 1-855 (284 amino acids)
Cellular component (GO): nucleus
Source: RefSeq, a predicted model, not a curated record